AUGGGCUGUAUCAUUAACCUAAACAAAAUUGAUCUUUCUCAUGAGCUUGACCAAGACCCUUAAGAAGACGAACAACCACUAAACAAAAUUAAUAACACAAUACAAAUUCAUAUAAUGGAAUUCACCUAAAAAUCUAAUAAUGAUGAUUCAGCCCUAUUUCUUUAAAAAUAGGCAUCUACCUAUCCUAUAGUAAGUAAUUAUUCUAAUAAAUCUAAUUCGAACUCAAUAAAAUCAUGUUUAAAACCAUAAUCUGGUCGAUCAUUAUUUGUAAAAGAAGAUCGCCAUAAAACAGUUCAAUUCAAUUAAAUUAUCAAAGUAGUAACUAGAAAUAAAGUUUUUUAUUUAAGAAGAAUAAGGAGAUCAAAAAAUAAGAAAACAAAAAUAGAUCUUGAUGAAAUCUUUUGA
Molecule: messenger RNA, 405 nt
Organism: Paramecium pentaurelia
Lineage: Eukaryota; Ciliophora; Oligohymenophorea; Peniculida; Parameciidae
Source: the annotation of a GenBank genome assembly